GCAGCAGAUGCGUCCAACCCUCCUGUCGGAUGUCCGAAGCGGGACGCGCUGGUGCGUUCAUCCACAUGGCUUCAUAGAGGAAGAGGAGGCUGCGGGAGCGCAACGCACGGAUUGAUCCUAAACUAUUAACCUGCUCUUUCCUGCUAUAGGAAGCUUUGGAUUUCUUUCAGAAGAGGUUGAUGCUUCGAUCUGAGGUUUUUAAAUGCCCCGACAGACGGCGAGCUGCGACUAAAUGAGGGUGCUGGAGUAAAACAGUAACAGCCCCCCCUGGUGGUGUGGAGGAAUGAGGGCCUCUGGAUGAAGGCCAUGGAGCUGAAAGUCUGGGUGGACGGAGUCCAGCGCAUCGUAUGUGGUGUCAGUGAGUUCACAACCUGCCAGGAAGUGGUCAUCGCUUUGGCACAAGCAAUUGGACGGACUGGCAGAUACACUUUGAUUGAGAAAUGGCGAGACACAGAGCGCCACCUGGCUCCACAUGAAAACCCUGUGGUGUCCCUCAACAAGUGGGGUCAAUAUGCCAGCGACGUGCAGCUCAUCCUCCAGCGAACCGGCCCCUCCAUCAGCGAGCGGCCGACCUCAGACGGGUUGGCUCGGGUCCCAGAAAGGGGGCUCUACCGACAGAGCCUCCCGCCUUUGGCCAAGCUCCGGCCUACAGGGACGGAGCGCUCCAUCAAACGUAGGGAACCCAAACGCAAGUCUCUGACCUUUACCGGGGGAGCCAGGGGCCUGCGGGAAAUAUUUGGAAAAAGUAAAGAUACUGAAGGCAAACAGCCUCAGCAUCGUGGUGUUAGCCUGAACCUGAGCAGAGUUGGCGGCGGUGGAACUGCAUCUGUACCUGGGAGCCCGGCCAGGGAGCUCAGCCGGCUGGUGCAGCUGCAGAGAGACAAACUGCAGGCCCUGGAGGGCCGUCUGCUGGGCUGUGAGGCUGAGCUGCGAGACUGGGAGGAAGCCAGUGAUCAGGAAGGAAACCUGGAGGAUGAACUUCAGCUUCUGGAACAGCAGGCAAGGAGGAACGAUGCGGAGAUGCAGGAGGAGGAGUUUUGGCAGAACGAGCUCCACAUUGAGCAGGAGAGCGAGCGGAAGCUGAGGCAACAGCUCGCCGAGCUGCAGGGCCGCGUGCAUGACAGCGAAGCUAAGCUAUCAGAGUAUUUAGCACGGAUUCAGAGUAUGGAGACAGGCCUGGAGAAGGAGCGACUGCAGCAGGAGGCUGAGCUCAACCUGAAGGUCAAGGAGGAGGAGGUGCAGGUCCAGCUGGAUAAAGUGAGGGCAGAGCUCGAAGUGCAGAGCCAACAGACGGCACGGCUGGAAAGCAGCUGCAAGGCGUUGGAACGAUUGCUCUGCCAGUCGGGUAAAAGACUCCAGGAGAAAGAGCUGGAGCUUGAGCAGCUAACAAAAGAGCUGCGACAAGUGAAUCUGCAGCAGUUCAUCCAACAGACUGGCACCAAGGUCACGGUGCUGCCUGCUCAACCCACAGGAGAGAACAACAAUGAUUUGGAGUGCGGCUCUCUGAAGCGACUCGGCUCCUCACGACUAUUACCAAGUGAUCUUCGCGCCCUGCAGAGCAGGGUCUCCUCCAGCCUAAACCCAGAAGGCAUCUAUGUCUAACUCCCUACACUCGAUGCAGCUGGGUGGCUUGACGCUUCUACAGCUGGGUAUAAACACAGGAGUUUGAGAAUCCUUUUCAGGAAAAGCAACUUUUACUUCUCCAAACCAGGAUUGGGACAUAAACUGAUGUCAUCAUCUGUUUGCACACUAACAAACAGUGAGUUUUCCUCCUGUGCUGGUGCAUAGUGAGGUUAAAAAAAAAAAAAAACAGUUCUGAACCUACAGACUUUUCACUAGCGGACUGUUUCAGACUGUUUGUAAAUGAAAAGAGAAUUUCAGGAGGUGUAUCUUAAAUAAAAGUAGAUGCAUGGACAUGCACACAUCUGUGCUAUAAUCAUAGCCAUAUCUGAUUGCCUUACUCUGGUUAAAAAAUGAAAAAUAAACCUGACUUAAACAAUUGUCAUGUCAAAGUAAAACUCAAGGUAUCUUUCAAAAUGCCAUAAAAGAUUUAAAAUGUUAGGUAGCAACCCAGUAGGCUGGUCUUUUUUAUGUCAGAAAUUAGAUCUGGUAUUUUUAUUAUCCAUGGAUUUAGAGUUUUAUAUUAAUUCAUUAGCUUUAGAGUAGCCAUUUACUUUUUUUAACUCUGACAUUUAAAAUCUACUGAUAAUACACAGUAUAGGCGGUUUAAAAACCGUGUUAAGGGGUCUAUAGAGUAACAUGCAUGCAAAAUUAAACGAACAAGCGACGUUAAAUGAAUGGCCACCAGGUGGCGACAAACACACAUUAUUCAGG
Molecule: messenger RNA, 2334 nt
Organism: Cyprinodon variegatus (sheepshead minnow)
Lineage: Eukaryota; Metazoa; Chordata; Actinopteri; Cyprinodontiformes; Cyprinodontidae
Gene: rassf8b
Product: ras association domain-containing protein 8-like
Exons: 9
Coding region: 298-1602 (434 amino acids)
Biological process (GO): signal transduction
Source: RefSeq, a predicted model, not a curated record